AUGACUCAAAGAAGUAAUAAGGUAGAAGUAAUUCAUUUUUAAUUGUUUGAUGCAAUAAGCGAAGAGAAACUCAAUGUUGCCAGGCAUAUCUUUGCUGAGAAAGAUUCUAAGGGGCAAGGGUACCUUUCACCUGACGUCGUUUCUCAAAUUAUCUAAUAAGCUUUUACUCAAACAAACACUAAAGGAUUUAAGUCUACUCCUGAUGAUGUUAAACAAUUUAUGAAGCAGAUAAAAUCAACAAGACAAAAAGAACUAACUUACUAUGAAUUCGAAAGCUACUUUCUCGGAUGUCUUGCAAGAACUGGGCAUAAGGUUACAUAAAGCAAUACGAUUUUAAGAACAAACAGAAAAUUCAACCCAUAAAUAGAAAUUUAGUUAAAUGUGGCUAGAUAGCAGUUUGCUAAGUUUGACACUGACAAAAGUGGAAAUCUAGACUCGAACGAAGUUUACAAUUUAAUUGUAGAAACUCACCAGCUUAUAGGUAUGCAGAAAGAUACACCUUCUGAAGAGGAAGUUAAAUACUACAUUGAACUUGCAGAUACUAAUAAAGAUGGCGUUAUCUCUAUCUAAGAAUACGAAGACCUGUUUCUUAUGAAUUUAAAAAAGAAUGGCAAGGUUGUUAUCUAAUAUAGAGUAGUUAAUAAUAAAGAGACUUGCGAAAAGCUUUCAGAUGAAGAAUAUUUACAUUAAAUGUAAAGCAGUGCUAAAUAAAGUUCUUAAAACAUUAUUGUAAAGAACGUUUAUCAUGAUGAUGCAGAAUCUAAGCUAAACAUAGCUAAAAGACAGUUUAUAGAAUUAGACAAAGACAAAAGCGGUAAACUCGAUUAAGAAGAGGUAGCAAAUCUCAUAAAUACUACAUUUGCUAAUACUGGAGUCUCAGGUUACAAAGCUACUCCUGAAGAUGUUAAACUCUAUUUGUAGAAGGUGGACACAAAUAAAGAUGGUAAGGUAUCUUUUGAAGAGUAUGAAAAAUAUGUUAUCUACUGUUUAGAUAAAGCUGGAGUAAAUUGCAGUGUGAAGUCAAAUUUCAUUAAAUCCAGAAGAAGUUUCAAUCCAGAAGUUGAAAUGCAAUUAGAUGCAGGUAGAAAGUUUUUUGCAUAGUUCGAUACUGAUAGAAGUGGCUACUUAGAAGAAAAUGAGAUCUAUGCCUUAAUAGCUUUUACUUAUAAGGAUUUAGGAAUAGAUAAAAAGCCUACAGCUGAUGAAGUUCAGAAGUAUAUUUAAUCAGCUGAUACAAACAAUGACGGAAGAAUUUCUAUUUAGGAAUUUGAAGAUUUUGUUCUCCAAAACUACAAAUCAUAAGGUACUACCAUUUUAGAAUAUUCAAUACCUGAAGUCACAGAAGUAGUCAAGACUAGCUAAUAGGGAAAUGUCAGCGUUAUCUAAUCUAUAAAGGUAACAAAAAUCACCACUGUAACUACAAGAACUAUAAACUAGGUUGAUGGAAAUAAGGAUGUUAGUUUAUCUUAAGUUUUCACUUCAACUCAUACUUCUACUUCAGAAAAUUAAUAAGAAUCUGAAGAAAGCAAAUCAAAGUAGCUUGAUGAACCUUUGGUUGAGACAAAAAAAGUAAACAACUUAACAGAAGGCAUAGAACAAGAAAGAGAGGAGAUUAAAUUUGUUUAAUCUAUGAUUAGGUAAGGAGGAGAAGAGAGCUGUAUUAAAGAAGAGUAAGUACAAAAGAGCUUUGACGAGUUAAAUGUAGUUGUCAAAAAUGAUAAUCAAGUAGACUUAUCGUCAAGUGAUGAUGAAAAUAUUUAAAAAUAAGUUUAGAAUGAAGAAAGUGAAGAAAAAUAAAAGAAAGCAUGCAAAAAUGAUGAAGAAUAUGAAGACAAUGAAGUGAAAAGAAACAAAAAGCCAUAGCCUUCAUAAGAAAAGUAAGAAAAUGAUGAAGAUCACUGCGAUUUAGGAGAUGAAAAUGAAGAAAGUAAAUAAAAUGAAAGCAAAGUACCUUAUGUAAAACCUGCUCAUAGAUAAAAUCUUGCAUUAAUUGGAGUUAAAAAUGUCUAUGAUCCAUAAGUUGAAACAAGACUAGAUGCUGCGAGAAGAUUAUUUAUUCAACAUGACGUAAACAAAUCAGGAAGCUUAAAUCCUGAAGAAGUAGCAACUUUAAUUACCGCCUUAUUUAGCUCAAAUGGUAUAGAAGGAUAUUAACCCACUCCUGAAGAUGUAAGAUUGUAUAUUUAAGAAGUUGACACAAAUAAGGAUGGCUUAAUUUAAUACCAAGAAUUCGAAACAUAUGUAAUAAAGUGCUUAGAAAAGGUUGGUAUACCCUGCGAAGUUAAAUAAACUAUUGUAAAAUCAAAUAGAAGAUUUAAUCCAGAGGCUGAAAUGUAUCUUGAUGUAGCAAGAAAAGAGUUUGCAAAGUGUGAUUCUGAUAAAAGUGGCUACUUAGAGGAAAAUGAAAUUUAUACUUUGAUUAAGGAUUCCUAUGCAGAAAUGGGAAUAUUAGAUUACCAACCAACAGAAGAGGAUGUAAAAUAUUAUAUUCAGCUAGCUGAUACUGACAAUGAUGGAAAAAUUUCAAUUAUUGAGUUCGAAGAUUUAAUUAUUCUUAGUCUUAAGCAAUCAGGAAUGUAAGUCAUUUAAUACAAGUAAUAUCAAAAUGCCGAAAGCGAUGAGAAUCAAGAAACUGUAAAAAGAGCACCAGCAAAUGAACAUUUUAGAAGAGGAAAACCAAUUUAAAAAUUAGAAAAUACUGAGUAAGUAGUAGAAGAAGAAGUGCUUCAAAUUGAAUAAAAAGAACAAGAAGAGUAGCUCUAAAAAGAUCUGCAGUAAGCUGUAGAGUAAGAAAAGGUAUAAGAAUAAAUAGAAGAAUAGGAAAAGGUUUAGGAAUUGUUAGGAGAAUAAGAAAAAGUUGAAGAUAAUUCAGAAUAGAAGCAAGAUUAAGAACCUGUUUGCAAACAUGUAAUAGAGCCAGCAGAAUAGAUUAGCGAAUAAACUCGUGUACCUGCUGGAAGACCUGUAGAAUAGAUGUCAUCCUCAGUUCGUGAACCUGCUGGAAGACCUGUACUUCAGGCUUAAGAAAUGAAUUAAAGCAGUACUCUAAGAUCAAGUAAAAUUGUUAUUAUUGAAGAGACUAGCUCUGUUACUAUUGAACCUGCUUUCUAAAGAUAAGAAAAGCCUAAAAGGGCAUCUUUCCCAUCUAUAGUUAUCAAGAAAGUUUAUCAUCCAGAAAUAGAAGAAAAACUUUAGAUUGCAAAGAGGCUUUUUGUUUAAAGUGAUAAAGACUAAAAUGGAGAAUUAGAUCCAGAUGAAGUAGCUGUAUUGAUCAUUAACACUUUUGAAGACGCAGGCAUACAUGGCUAUAAACCAACUGUUUAAGAUGUCAAAGAUUAUAUGGAAGUAGUAGAUACUGAUAAGAAUGGUAGACUCUCCUUUGAAGAGUAUGAAAACUAUGUAAUCAGUUGCUUUGAAAAAGCUGGUUUAAAAUGUGAUGUAAAGGAUACUAUCUUUAAGUCAUCUAGAAGAUUUAAUCCUUAAGUUGAACUUAAAUUAGAUGUAGCAAGAAGACUCUUUGCUAAAUACGACACAGACAAAAGUGGAGAGCUUGAAGAGAAUGAAGUCUAUGGUAUAAUCAGUGACACCUAUAGAAAUAUAGGAAUUACUGAUUUUAGACCUACUGUUGAUGAUGUAAGAAUGUGGAUAUAAAUGGCAGACACAGAUAACAAUGGUUCUGUUUCGAUUUUCGAAUAUGAGAACCUAAUUCUUUCAAGUCUUGAAAAAGCCGGUAUUGAAAUCAAGCGUUUCACAAAAAUAUCAGAAGAUAAUAAAAAUUGA
This is a messenger RNA of Tetrahymena thermophila SB210, 3780 nucleotides long. Its product is annotated as EF-hand pair protein. The transcript has a single exon. NCBI's taxonomy places the organism in Eukaryota, Ciliophora, Oligohymenophorea, Hymenostomatida, Tetrahymenidae. The record is from RefSeq and is a predicted model, not a curated record. Gene Ontology annotation, biological process: regulation of cytosolic calcium ion concentration. Gene Ontology annotation, cellular component: nucleus; cytosol; synapse. Gene Ontology annotation, molecular function: calcium ion binding.